This is a messenger RNA of Aspergillus oryzae RIB40, 375 nucleotides long. RefSeq lists its product as uncharacterized. Bases 1 to 375 code for a protein of 124 amino acids. Lineage: Eukaryota; Fungi; Ascomycota; Eurotiomycetes; Eurotiales; Aspergillaceae. The record is from RefSeq and is a predicted model, not a curated record. The transcript has 2 exons.
AUGUUUCGAGUAGCACAAUUCCUUGAUCGACUGGCGGCUAUAGAGGAAGAGCACGGCGGUGGACGGAAGCCCUUAUCGAUAGACCGUGAGGGUAUUCUCGCCUUUGCCGAAAAGCAUUUCACGAAAAGGGAGAACGGCAAAGGCAGGUGGAAUGGAAGACAAAUCCGGGAUGCAUUCCUCAUCGCCUCUGCUCUUGCUCACUACGAGAGGACCCGUGGUAUUAAAAACGGUGGAAACCAAUGCGAUCUCAACGGUCGGCAUUUCAAGAGUGUGGUUAAAGCUGUUACAGGGUUUGAAAAGUACCUUCUCGAGACUAGGGGCAUGACAGAUCAAGAGGCAGCAUAUCUUAACAGUACCCGGGCUGAUAACUUCUAG